Messenger RNA from Microthlaspi erraticum, 1851 nucleotides. The record is from the annotation of a GenBank genome assembly. NCBI's taxonomy places the organism in Eukaryota, Viridiplantae, Streptophyta, Magnoliopsida, Brassicales, Brassicaceae.
AUGAGUGCAUCAUGGGCAGAUGCGGCUGAUUCAGAGAAGGCCGGUUCCAAGUCAAAACCUGCUUACGUUCCCCCACAUCUACGCAACAGGCCAUCAGAACCCGUCGCUCCUUUGCCAGAAAAUAACCGUCCAGGGUAUGGUGCUCAACCGGCUGGCUCUCGAUGGGCUCCUGGCGGUGGUGCUGGUGGUGGUGGCUACAGGACUGAUGCUGGGCGUCCCGGAUAUGGUUACAGUGGAGGAGGAGGAGGAGGUGGUGGUGGUGGCUGGAACAACAGGAGUGGAGGGUGGGACCGUAAGGAACGUGAAGUGAAUCCCUUUGGAGCUGAUGUUGAUCUAGAGCCCGUCUUUACCGAGCAGGAGAACACAGGGAUUAAUUUCGAUGCCUAUGAAGAUAUUCCAAUUGAGACCAGUGGGGGAGACGUGCCUCCUCCUGUCAACACAUUUGCAGACAUUGAUCUUGGGGAUGCGUUGAAUCUGAACAUCCGGAGGUGCAAGUACGUGAAGCCAACACCCGUGCAGCGUCAUGCGAUUCCGAUACUGCUUGGACAGAGGGAUUUGAUGGCCUGUGCUCAGACAGGGUCUGGGAAGACGGCUGCUUUUUGCUUUCCAAUAAUUAGUGGAAUCAUGAGAGAUCAGCAUUUAAAUGAGAGACCCCGUGGCUCACGGACUGUUUACCCUCUUGCUGUCAUCCUCUCACCAACAAGGGAGUUGGCAUGCCAGAUACAUGAUGAAGCCAAAAAGUUCUCGUACCAAACUGGUGUGAAAGUGGUUGUUGCUUAUGGAGGAACACCUAUUGGCCAGCAGCUCAAGGAACUCGAGAGGGGAGUUGAUAUCCUUGUGGCAACUCCUGGCCGGUUAAAUGAUUUGCUAGAGAGAGCUAGAGUCUCAAUGCAGAUGAUUAAAUUUUUAGCUCUUGAUGAGGCGGACAGGAUGCUGGACAUGGGUUUUGAACCACAAAUUAGAAAGAUUGUUGAACAGAUGGACAUGCCUCCUCGUGGGGUGAGACAGACAAUGUUGUUCAGUGCUACAUUUCCUAGGGAGAUCCAGAGACUCGCAGCUGAUUUUCUGUCAAACUAUAUAUUUUUGGCUGUGGGAAGGGUUGGUUCAAGCACUGAUUUAAUCACCCAAAGGAUUGAGUAUGUCCUUGACACUGACAAGAGAAGCCAUCUCAUGGACCUGCUUCAUGCACAGAGAGACACCCAAGACAAGCAAUCAUUGACAUUGGUUUUUGUGGAGACGAAGAGAGGAGCUGACUCUUUGGAGAAUUGGUUGUGCAUGAAUGAGUUUCCUGCAACCUCCAUUCACGGCGAUAGAACACAACAGGAACGAGAAGUGGCGCUGAGGUCUUUCAAAAGUGGGAGGACACCCAUAUUGGUUGCAACAGACGUGGCAGCACGUGGUCUUGACAUUCCACACGUGGCUCAUGUAGUGAACUUUGAUCUACCAAACGACAUCGACGACUAUGUUCACAGAAUCGGACGAACAGGGCGUGCAGGCAAAUCUGGAGUAGCAACCGCCUUCUUCAACGAUAACAAUGCAUCACUGGCUAGACCGCUCGCUGAGCUAAUGCAAGAAGCCAACCAAGAGGUGCCUGAGUGGCUCACGCGAUACGCUUCACGUGCUUCUUUUGGUGGUGGUAAAAAACGGUCUGGUGGUCGGUUUGGUGGCCGUGACUUCAGAAGGGAAGGUGGCUAUGGCGGUGGUGGCGGUGGCGGAGGAGGCUAUGGAGGUGGUGGCGGAGGUUGUGGCGGUGGUGGCGGGGGAGGCUAUGGCGGUGGUGGCGGAGGAGGAGGCUAUGGUGGUGCUCCAAGUGGUGGGUAUGGUGCAGGAGUGACCAGCGCUUGGGAUUAG